Bubalus bubalis (water buffalo) is the source of this 5765-nucleotide messenger RNA. It is a transcript of the gene KCNK12, whose product is annotated as potassium two pore domain channel subfamily K member 12. The transcript is spliced from 2 exons. Lineage: Eukaryota; Metazoa; Chordata; Mammalia; Artiodactyla; Bovidae. The record is from RefSeq and is a predicted model, not a curated record. The coding region runs from base 9 to 1301 and encodes 430 amino acids. Gene Ontology annotation, molecular function: potassium ion leak channel activity. Gene Ontology annotation, cellular component: membrane. Gene Ontology annotation, biological process: potassium ion transmembrane transport; stabilization of membrane potential.
UCCGGACCAUGUCCUCCCGCAGCCCCCGGCCCCCGCACCGCCGCUGCCGCCGCCGCCUGCCGCGCCCCUCCUGCUGUUGCUGCUGCUGCCGCCGCUCACACCUCAACGAGGACACGGGCCGCUUCGUGCUGCUGGCGGCGCUCAUCGGCCUCUACCUGGUGGCGGGCGCCACCGUCUUCUCGGCACUCGAGAGUCCGGGCGAGGCGGAGGCACGGGCGCGCUGGGGCGCCACGCUGCGCAACUUCAGCGCGGCGCACGGCGUGGCCGAGCCGGAGCUGCGCGCCUUCCUCCGGCACUACGAGGCCGCGCUGGCAGCCGGCGUCCGAGCCGAUGCGCUGCGCCCGCGCUGGGACUUCCCCGGCGCCUUCUACUUCGUGGGCACAGUGGUGUCGACCAUAGGUUUCGGCAUGACCACCCCCGCCACGGUGGGCGGGAAGGCCUUCCUCAUCGCCUAUGGGCUGUUUGGCUGCGCCGGGACCAUCCUGUUCUUCAACCUCUUCCUGGAGCGCAUCAUCUCGCUGCUGGCCUUCAUCAUGCGCGCCUGCCGGGAGCGCCAGCUGCGCCGAAGCGGCUUGCUGCCGGCCACCUUCCGCCGCGGCUCCGCGCUCUCGGAGGCCGACUGCCUGGCAGGCUGGAAGCCCUCGGUGUACCACGUGCUGCUGAUCCUGGGCCUGUUCGCCGUGCUGCUGUCUUGCUGCGCCUCGGCCAUGUACACCAGCGUGGAGGGCUGGGACUACGUGGACUCGCUCUACUUCUGCUUCGUCACCUUCAGCACUAUCGGCUUCGGGGACCUGGUGAGCAGCCAGCACGCCGCCUACCGGAACCAGGGGCUCUACCGCCUGGGCAACUUCCUCUUCAUCCUGCUCGGCGUGUGCUGCAUCUACUCGCUCUUCAACGUCAUCUCCAUCCUCAUCAAGCAGGUGCUCAACUGGAUGCUGCGCAAGCUGAGCUGCCGCUGCUGCGCGCGCUGCUGCCCCGCGCCCGGCGCGCCCCUCGCCCGGCGCAACGCCAUCACCCCGGGCUCCCGGCUGCGCCGCCGCCUGGCCGCACUCGGCGCCGACCCCGCGGCCCGCGACAGCGACGCCGAGGGCCGCCGCCUGUCAGGAGAGCUCAUCUCCAUGCGCGACCUCACGGCCUCCAACAAGGUGUCGCUGGCGCUGCUGCAGAAGCAGCUGUCGGAGACGGCCAACGGCUACCCGCGCAGCGUGUGCGUCAACACGCGCCAGAACGGCUUCUCGGGCGGUGUGGGCGCGCUGGGCAUCAUGAACAACCGCCUGGCCGAGACCAGCGCCUCCAGGUAGACGCGCAAACUGUCGCGCCACGGACCCUCAAGCAGGCCGGCGUGCAGCCGGGCGGCGUUUGCUCUCCUCUCAGACGCUGGCGCUUUCUUAACCUUUAUCCAAUAAAAUGAAACAAAAAAAAAAAUUUUUUUUUUUAAAGAAAUACUAUUUGGCCAGGCCUGAUGUUAUCAAGGGCAGGUUUUGGGGGAGCCUGUUAUUCUUGUGGGUCCCCUUCUUGGAGAACCGUGGUCCCCAGCAGAUUCUCCUCUGGGGAGAGAAAAAGUGGCACCCCAGACCCUUGCCUGGUGCACACAGCAGCCAGGGGAGUGCCGCCCCUGAGUUUUGCAGACUGGCACUAAACCCCGCCUCCAUGCACAUAAGCAGCUGGCAACCCCAAAGCAUAUGGUGCAACUUUCCAUGGCUCCGAAUUACCUCCGCAGCAUUUAGAAUCCUGGCCCAGCCUAGCAGCUUCCUUCUGGUCGUCAGAAAUGAUAUAGUCACAGUUAUGACAGGUGGGGGUGGGGAGAGCCAUAUGUUGCCUCCUGAUGUAUAUAUAUAGAACAGCCGCUACACACAGAGAAUGGUGUAGUAUUAUGCAAUGAGAUGAAACACAGCACCAACUUGCAGACUGUGGCAUUUCCCAGAGACCUGGGAACUGCCAUGGUAAGGGGCUUAGAGGCCUUUCUCAGCCUGGAGUUAGUCCACUUAGAACAUGGAGCUGGCCAACUCUUUUUAAGGAGGGAAGGCCUGGAGUGGUCUGCAGGGCUCAUUCAGGCUACAGGAGCCCAGCUCUGCCUCAGCCGGCUGAUCUCUGUGGCUCAGGGUGCAUCUCUGAAUCCCCUCAACUCUCCUUCCUUUCACCAGCAUCAUCCACGGGAAUGCUUUUUGUUGUUAGCCAGGAACAUCUGAGUCUUCUCAAACAAGAUUUUUCUUUGUUGGUGGGGAUUUUUUUUCUCAACCUUUUUUUCCCUUGUAGAGAGCCUGAGGGGUGCAGAGCACCCCCUCCAGCUGCCCCUCCCCUGCAGCAGGGCUCUGCUAGCUGCACCGGUGGGCACCAGGGCCUGCAGCCCUGGGAACCAAAGCAGCCAUCCUGCAAGUGACAGAGAACAUGACUCCAGAGCCUGUGAUGUGUUUGGGAUACAUCCCAUUCUGAGCCCUGUUGGUCUCUCUGAUACUCAGGUGAAUGUGUUUUUUUUUCCCCCACACACAGUCUAUAUUGGAAGUGGAAGCAAGCCAGAGGGAAGAAGCAGUUUUGGGAUUCAAGUUUUGGUCUGGAUGAUCCUCAAGUUGAAGGACAGUUUCUCCUAAACUCACCCUCUGCCUCACAGGGAGUCAUCCACCUGGAGGAAAGCCCAAUGCCCAGUCUUCACUGAAGAGAUGAAGGUCUCGGACUAUAAAGGAACAAUCCUCUAUCCUCUAUGGGCCCAUUUUCUCAUUUAAAAAGAUGACGAGCCAAGGAUAAAUACCAGAGUCUAGUCAGACACAGUGUGACCCACCAAUACAUAUACAGCUUCUGACAGGAAGUCUUAGAAAAGCACCAGGACACCUCACACCCUCUGCUUGAGAGGCAUCAAAAGCCGUGAAAUCUCCCUUCUUGGAAAUGAAGGAAGCAUAUGCGCCUGGAACUCUCAAACAACACACACAGCAUUAAGAGUCACGCUUGAAUGUCAGCCUCCCCUCGCCCCUUACAGUUCAUGGCAGGAAGGAAAAGACAAAUUCAGAUAUGAGCAACUCUCCAGCUACUUUGGGAUCAUUUCUUUUUUGGGUGGUGAGGGGUCAUUUCUAAUUUGGAUCUGAAUUGGCUUUUACACACAGACCCUAAUCUGGGGGUGAAGCCAGUGAGGAGCGGUCCUGGACAGAAGUCAAUCUUGCCAAUUCCUGAAGGGUAGGCUUCCAGAGAGCCAACACGUCCAGGAGGCACUGUGACAUCCGUUAGGCUGGCUCCAUGAGCCACCCUUCCCAACCCCGCCACCCCUUCCUCCAUCUGAGCGACAGCUGCAGUCCCACUGAAGGGACCGCGUGUUCAGAGAGGCACACGUGUUUUCAGGGCAGAAGUCCUCUAAUGGGACCUAGAAAUGAAGUUUCAGGUCUGUCCCUUUAAAAGAAGGAAAGAUUAAAAGGCAUCCAAUUAGAGAUGUCACCUAGGCAACGGGAAAUAACUUGGGGAUCUGAGCCAUCCAGAGGGAAAGCAGACAUCCCCGUGACAGAGAUACCUAGACCACGAGGACUUAACAACAGGCAAAACAGCAGCCUACCCAGAAAGGUGAGCCCCAGGAACAGCACAGAAAACUUAAGACACAGUCAUCAAGGCUGCUUGAGCCAGGCAGGCUAGAAGGGGUGUCCAGCAAUCCUCUGACCGCGAACAGGACCGCACAAAAUCCCAUCCCCACAAGAGGGAACAGGAUCUGCCACCAGAGAAGAAAAGCUCGCCACCUUCCUUGGCAGUCUUCUCUGUCACCGCUGCUCCCUAACGUCUCUUCUGGGUUGCUCAUGCUGCAGCCUUAGCUGUUUUCACUUCUUUUCCUGUGCUUUGGCUUUGGAAGGAGGCAGUUGCAGACAGCUUGAGCACGCUUCUGAGGGAAUUGAAAGCAUCAUUCAAGGGAGCCAGGAAAGGGACCUUUCCUCCUCAGUAACCUCCCAGAGAAACACCAGUCCUCUAGUGUACAGCGGCAGAUCAGGGCUCAGUGGUAUGCAUGUACUUUUGUUCAUGUUCCCUUAGUCUACUCCCCACUUCUCAAUAAACAUUGUCUUUCACCUCAGGCCAAAGGGCUCAGUGCGCCAGAUGUCAGGGGCUGCUUCCCUUGGAAAAGCCAAACUCGCAAGGUCAGUGGGAUUGUCGGAGCCUAGACCCAGAGCUAAAGGGCUUGUUUUACAUCCUGCUUGAGGGCAAGCAUCGAGAACUAGACCUGCCUGACAAGCUGGGAUGGGUCGUCCUGUCAUUUCAGGGUUAUAGACAUUACUAGGGACCCCUUAUUUGGUGCAGGUUUCUGAACCCCUGGCUAAGAAAGUGCUCCAUUCUCUUAGAUGCUGUGGCCGCUCCCACCACAUGGGGGGUCUCUGAUCUGACCCACAGCUGGCAGCUCACAGUGCCCUCAGGCUCCAAGAGUUGCUUCCUAACCUUAGGCCCACACUCACUCCUCUCGUGCUGGGGCUGCAAGGCUCCUGUAAAGACAGCAUGGGCUCUAAGAAGCCCUUGUCACCCAGCUGUGGCCACACAGAGGCCAGAAUCCUAGACAGGAGCCCAGCCUUCUCAGAGCCGAGCAGGCAAGGGCACGCCUUGGUGCCGUGUUCAGUAAGAAGACCAAGUAGUCUGGCUGGCCCUUGUGUUCUCUGUCUGAAGCUAGUGCUUCUGUCUGGGUCUGGCAGAGGAGGCAGAAGGCUCAGGCAGCCUUAGGCCCUCAGCUUGUGGAAAAUGCCAGGCAAUCCUGGGCUUUUGCCAGGAGUGUCACAUAUUGCAGCCUCAUGCAUGCACACACACACACACACACACACACACGUGUCAGCUUUAUAAAGAGCUACUAGCCCCUUUCCCUAAAGAAAAAAAAAAAAAAAAAAACCCAGUCUGGGCUACCUUAAGAAGGAUUUUUGCAUUUUUAGCUCCUUGGAAAUCUGCAAGGGCCUGGAAAAUUCCUCCCUGUCUUGGGGGAGUUUCAUGAACACUUUGCACAAAUCUGUGUUCUAUACAGAAGCCAGCGACCAAACCCAAGCCAAACCCUGGAAAACAGCUGCUGAAUGUACUCAGGCUCCUCCAUCCCUCAGACAGGCCUCCCAGCAGAGCCCUGCUUCCUGCGCGCCCCCUCCCAGGUGGGUGAGGAGCAACCUGGCACAGCAGGAGCCAUGGGCCAGACGGCUCCAUCUUACUGUAACUUUUUACAUUUUUCACAAACAAAAAGCACAAUUGCACGUGCUCACUGUCUGGAAAGCACAUUCAGACAGACUGCUUGAGGCACUUCUGAGUCCAGAAGAGGCAUUGGCUGGGGCUCAUUUCUUUGUUGAAACAGUUGUUAGAAAAUGUGCUGCUUGGUGCUGCCAAAGGCUCCCUACUCUGUGGGGUGGGGGAGAGGAGGAGAGGGCUGCUGACAGCACUCCUGACCCCGAGGACAGGGCCCUCAGCAUGGACUCUGGCCCCUGGAGCAGCUCUGACACCUCCAGGCACCGUGCCCACCCAGCCAGACUCCACACUGAAGUGGUGAGAUUUCUGCACCAACCUGACCCAAGACCCUUCCCUUCCCCUUGCUGUCAGCCUCCUCCCCUUCCACCCCCAACCCUGUCCCCCCCUUCCACCCUCUCUUCCCUAGGGAAGCUCCCCUCUUGCUUUACAGAUCAUUUUCUAUGCUCCCUGUUCUCUUAGGAGGGACUUAGAGCAUGCGGGGCCAGUCUGCAGGAUUUCUUAAACAAUACAUUUAUUUUUUCGAGCAGCACUCCAAGAGAGGGUUUGAAGGGUGUUGAAAUUAACGAUGAAUAAAAUGCAGCCUGCCACCCCUU